Molecule: messenger RNA, 947 nt
Organism: Parathielavia appendiculata
Lineage: Eukaryota; Fungi; Ascomycota; Sordariomycetes; Sordariales; Chaetomiaceae
Exons: 1
Coding region: 201-728 (175 amino acids)
Source: RefSeq, a predicted model, not a curated record
CCGUCGCCAAGCUCCAGAGGCGUUCGCCAAACAUCUGAUUGAGCACACUGGACGGCUGAGAGCCAUUGAGGGAGACCGCCUCCCGAAACAGCCGCGCGCACAGAGUUGGCUGCCUCUAUGGCACACAACCGUCGUGUACGUUGGCGAAUGUGAGCUGCGCGGCAAGUUCACCUUGGCCGGCGACGCGCGAGUCAGCGCAGAUGGCGGCUACCGGCGGGCGGAAGUCACCUUUCGUAAAAACGGGACAGUGCUACGAGCCAGUGGCCUCGCCUUCGACAAGGUGGAGUACGCUGCUCCUCGGUUUCGUUGCGAAGAUGAACUCCUGCACCUUGUGCCCGGAGGUGGAGGCGUCAACAUGGCACAGCAUUUGCUGGCCAAAAUCGACUGCACACGAACGCUUGACACCCCCAGGUCUCUCCAAAGCAUCAUACUUCGAUCACAAACUAGCUCCGAGGAAGUCCUUGUCUGCAGAUUUUACGGAUAGUCUAGUAACGCCCUUUGAACGUCAAUUUCGCAUGUUCGGGGACGGAAUUGAGAUCGGAUCCAAAGAUCACCAGUCUGAAGUCAUGCUUGGGACGGAGCAGGUGCCACAGGAUUUUGAACCUCACGAGCCGACGGAGAAGCGAAGAUGCUUUACUGCAGACCUCUGCUCCAGGACUUAUUCGCUGCGAAUCGCGGCCGGUGUUUCUUCGUACAGAGAAGGGUUACUUGGGGGUGGGGCCGGCUGACACACCGAGAGGCGAUUCGGCCUGUAUACUGUUGGGCGGCGUGAAGCCAUUCAUACUGCGACCGGCCGGCAAAAGGCAAUGGCGCUUGCUGGGCGACGCAUACGUCUGUGAAAUUAUGAAAGGGCAGCUUUCCCACCAUCAGGCGCCCUACACAGAGGAAGAGUUGUUCUUUGCUAGAGCCCGGUUUCGCAGUUUGGUCGGCGGCCGUAAUUAUAUAAG